AUGGAAUGCGAGAGGACGAUGCAACGAAACCGUUCAACCUCGCCCGGAUGGAAGCCAAAAAUCUUCGAUGACAAGGCUGAUUUGUACGAUGUGCAAUCGACGGCUUCUAUCGUGCUAUGGAUAUUGAUGCAGCUCCACGGUCUAUAUGCCCUCCAUCAAAACAUCAACCAUCAGCUACCGGAUUUCAGAUUUGUCAUCGAAUCAGUGAUGCCCGGUUGGGAGUACGACGAAUGGCGGUGGCCGGCCUUGCUACGCCUCCACGGGUUCUUCAUCUAUUACGGCAGCUUUCUCGUUGCCGCCCUUGCCUCAGUGUUCAUGCUGGUGCCAGUGUCGGAUGGGACUAGUCGACGGACCACACGUAUCUACACGUACACCUACACACGCAUCCCGUCGCUAAAGGGAUUGGAGAAGCAGCGCCGAUCCAAAUCAUCGACGCUCAACCCGAUUUACCGGGUGCCGUAUGUGGGGGAAUGGUUGCGCCGUGAAUGGGACAACUACGAGACGUACGACUGCAACGAACAGCGGGGCCACUACGAAGCGUUCGUCGUCGGACGAAUGUUCGGCGGGUUUUUGACGGCCUUCUUCGUGCCAUACUGGUACUGGCGAUUCGGGCCCAGAUCGUUGGACGACGCCUACAAUUUCGCCGAAGAAUUCCCUCGCCGCCUCGAGGAGCGGCGUCCGUUUACCGUCCAGCUAGAUUGGAUCACACUGUUUGUCAUGUGCUCCUUCUACAGCCUAAUGUUUGCUGGCUUCCCGCAGCGACGACCCAGAAAUGAGCAUGCCCGUCCGGGGAAAUGCUGCCCUCGUCAACCGACAAAGCAGAUGGUGGUCGCCUGGCGGUACAAAUGGCUCAAAAUGAGGACCCAGCAA
Molecule: messenger RNA, 870 nt
Organism: Mesorhabditis spiculigera
Lineage: Eukaryota; Metazoa; Nematoda; Chromadorea; Rhabditida; Rhabditidae
Source: the annotation of a GenBank genome assembly